AUGAAAAGUAGCUGCACUCUCCCUGAAGACGACCUAAAGCAUGACGUUACAUUGAUUCAUAGCUCUAAGAAAAGUGAUUUUGUGUAUAUUCGUAUGAAGACGCCGUCCCAGAUACAAGAUGAAUAUGAACUUGGUUCAAUUCUUGGUGAGGGCAGUUUCGGUAUUGUCUACUAUGGUCUGAAAAAAGCUGAUGGUUCAAAGUGUGCAAUCAAAAAGAUUUCACGCGAAAAUUCCUUCUCUGCAAGUGAACGUGCUCGACUGGACCGUGAAAUCUCCAUAUUACGCCAUGUUCGACAUCCUGGAAUUAUAAAACUUCUAGCCGUAGCCGAAUCUCCAAAAAUUGUUUUCCUAAUAACUGAAUUAUGCGAAGGAAAUUCAUUGGAUCAUUGUAUUAAACAAUUACCAGAAAAAUCUGUCUUACAAGAAUAUAUUGUGGCUGCUAUUGUUAGACAAGUAGCUUCUGCUUUGUCCUAUCUUCAUAAUCGAGGUAUUAUACAUAGGGAUUUGAAACUUGGGAAUAUUAUGUUAUUAAAUAAGGUUGAACUUGAUUUUAGAAAUGUACCUCCGGUGAAUUUUAAAACUUUUCAUAAGCACCCUGUUAAUAAUAAAAUAACUUCAGAUUCCUUGAUUAAAAAUGAUAAAGCAAAACUUGAGCAUACAGAUGUUGGGAAUGACACAUCUUCAAAUCACGGUAACACACGUACCGCUGCUACGACGACGGCAACAGCAAUAACAACAACUCGUAGUUCUGAUAAAACAAUUGCUAAUUGUAAGUCAUUAUCAAUCGAUAAAUGUUUACAUAAAACCAAUAACAAAGAUGUAGAUCAUGAAGUUAAAUAUCCUCCAAGAGGAUUACAUACAAAGUUGAUCGAUUUUGGUUUGGCUAUUGAAGUACGCAAAAAUGAAGAAGCCUUAGCUAAUCCAUGUGGCACCCCACUUUAUAUGGCACCAGAAGUUUUAAAUGGCCGAUCGUAUACACGCCAAUGUGAUCUAUGGAGUUUGGGUAUUCUAAUGUUUAUUCUAUUGACAAAUCAGUCACCAUUUACUUCACAUAGUGAAGAACAGUUAAUUGAUGAAUUAAAUAAUCUAAAUAUUCAAAAUACUAUAGAAUCAUUAGGUUAUGUAACAUCACUCGGUCAAGAAUGUCUAGUACGUUUAUUAACUAUCGAUCCAGCUUAUCGGUCCUCUGCUAAUGAACUUCUACUAGAUCCAUGGCUUUCAUACUAUCCAAUGUGUAACCCAGAUGAAAUUAUAGAUACUAUGGAUAAUAGUACAAGAACAUCAAAUGAUACAUUAAAACAAGAAGUAUAUGGACAAUUAGGUAUAUCAACAGUUCAUUCAUUAGUUGACUUCUCUAAAGGAUCAUUAUCAUUGAACACUUCUAGGCCAUCAUCUUUCAGUCGAUUUCAAUCAGCUGGUCAAUAUUCUACUACAAAUGUACUUGAAUUAAUGAAACAAUAUCAUAAAGAAUUAAAUGAUUGUAAACAAGAAAAUGAAAAAACAUCUGAAAGUGAACAUAUAUCAUAA
Molecule: messenger RNA, 1527 nt
Organism: Heterobilharzia americana
Lineage: Eukaryota; Metazoa; Platyhelminthes; Trematoda; Strigeidida; Schistosomatidae
Source: the annotation of a GenBank genome assembly